GCCCGUUUUAUUUAAAAGCGAGAUUGUAAUUCAUUUUCUUUUUGAAACAUAUUUAUUCUCAGUUAUCUCAAAUACGUUGGCGAAAAUGGGUGGUCAUCAAUACGAAUUUAAUGUUAAAAUGGCCUGCAGUGGAUGCUCAAAUGCUGUUUCCAAGGCUGUUUCUAGAUUAGAAGGUGUGCAGAACGUUCAAACAGACCUCGAAAAACAGUUGGUGGAGGUCAAGACUGGCGACGACGUGUCGUACGAUGCUGUUUACAACAAGAUUAGCAAGACCGGCAAGGAGAUCUUGGGGGGCAAAGUUGUUUUUUAGAAAAGCGAUAGGACAUAGACUAUAAUACAUUUUGAUGUGAGCAGUUCUGGAGGCUUUGGCGAGACCGGAGCUCAAGGCAAAAGCAGCACAGGCAGCAGCGACACGGGCGCGGGACCAGCUGAGACCGGCCGAGCUCAUCCCGCUGCAGCUUAUGAAAUGCCGAAGUGCGUGUGAAUGUGCGUGUGAGUGUGCGUGUGAGUAUGCGUGCUGUAGUGCGUGUGAGCGUGUUUACGUUUUGCC
Molecule: messenger RNA, 550 nt
Organism: Ascoidea rubescens DSM 1968
Lineage: Eukaryota; Fungi; Ascomycota; Saccharomycetes; Ascoideales; Ascoideaceae
Gene: ATX1
Product: copper metallochaperone ATX1
Exons: 1
Coding region: 86-310 (74 amino acids)
Biological process (GO): copper ion transport
Cellular component (GO): cytosol
Molecular function (GO): copper chaperone activity; metal ion binding
Source: RefSeq, a predicted model, not a curated record